Molecule: messenger RNA, 600 nt
Organism: Oppiella nova
Lineage: Eukaryota; Metazoa; Arthropoda; Arachnida; Sarcoptiformes; Oppiidae
Source: the annotation of a GenBank genome assembly
AUGGUCGUCUACUUUAUGAAAACUUAUCGUUCACAGUACCACCAACUGCGAUUGUUGGUAUCGUUGGUCCAAACGGUGCAGGCGAACAGCAACCUGAUACCGGUACAGUUGUAUUGGAUUCGUGACACUUUAGAUAACAAUAAAACAGUUUGGGAAGAAGUUUCUGGCGGUUUAGAUAUCUUAAGAAUUGGCGAAUACGAGAUCGCAUCUCGUGCCUAUAUCGGUCGCUUUAACUUUAAAGGUCAAGAUCAGCAAAAACGUGUUGGUGAAUUGUCAGGGGGUGAACGUAACCGUUUACAACUUGCGAAGAUCCUUCAGAUGGGUGCCAAUGUGAUCUUACUGGAUGAGCCAUCAAACGACUUGGAUAUUGAAACUUUACGUGCGCUAGAGGAUGCAAUUCUUGUAUUCCCUGGCACUGUCAUGGUGGUAUCGCAUGACCGUUGGUUCCUUGACCGUAUUGCUACACAUAUCUUGUCGUUUGAAAAUGAACAGCCAGAAUUCUACGAAGGUAACUAUGCUGAAUAUGAAGCAUAUCGUUUAGCGCGUUUGGGCGAUGCAGCUGUGCAAAAACGUACCAAAUACAAAAAAAUUGGUGGUUAA